Molecule: messenger RNA, 5050 nt
Organism: Doryrhamphus excisus (bluestripe pipefish)
Lineage: Eukaryota; Metazoa; Chordata; Actinopteri; Syngnathiformes; Syngnathidae
Gene: rprd2a
Product: regulation of nuclear pre-mRNA domain containing 2a
Biological process (GO): mRNA 3'-end processing
Molecular function (GO): RNA polymerase II complex binding
Source: RefSeq, a predicted model, not a curated record
GUACUCUAUAGAACUUAAGUGUUAAACUGUAUUAAAAGGAAACAAGUCAAGCACUAGGACCAAGCGGAAAACUGCUCAAGCUGACGCCUGUUUGCAAUAAGGUCAACGAUUGGCUCAGCCGUUUUCUGUUAGCUAGCGUGUGAUUGGCUGAACCCGCUGUCACUCCACGAGCCUCUGGAGUAGCAUAAUGUUUGUUUUGCAUCAGACUUGUGACCCUGUAUGUCCCACCCACCUCUAACAAGUGGAAAUUUUAUGUUUUUUUUCGCAAAUUAACACAAAACUUGAUAUUAGAAAGGGAUAUGUAUAUCGAAAGCAGCAAUUUAAAAAUGUUACAGCUAAUUUUCAUAGUCUGAGGUGGCAUCGUGUGGGUUACGGUGCAAAAUUCUUUAUCGAUCCAUUACCAAAUCAAUACAGAGAUACUUUUUACUUAAAAUGUUUUCGUCAAAAUUAUUAUUAAUAAUAAUUUAACUAGACACAAACACAAUAGAACCUAAAGUAAGGGUCCGAUAAUGCUACUACUCCCACCCCAAACGUUAUACCCUCAUAAAGAGGCUUUAAUUAAACCAAACUUGAACGUUGCUUUUAACACACAAUAAAUUUAGAUUGUAGUAUGUGUAUGCCUGCUAUGUGAUCAAAAUACUCUUAAAGGCAGUAAACGUGCUAACACGUCAGAGACAUGAAAGAUGUCUGAAAGAACACACCUGACUUACAAGAAAGGUUGGACUACAAAGGUUUAACAUUGCGACGAAUAGCGCCUAAUAAUACCUCUUUACAUUGUAGUUUAUGACAUAGAAUACAAAACAUGACAUUAAUGUUUUGUUUAGUGCUGUAACUUGUAACUGUACGAUACUUCAACGUUGAAGGAAGGUUUAAAACACGAACUUGUUUGUGUUUGGUAUCCAUCUUGAAUGUUGAUUUUACCCAAAACGGAUAUCCGCCUUUUAGGUGUUCCAGUUACUUUUUACCGACUAGGAACUCUGGUAGUUUGACUUUCCAGUAUUACUGCGACGCAGCCUUCUUAAUUCAAUACGCUACAUUUUUAAUUCAUAAAACACACACGUAAAAAUUGUUUUCACACAGAAGCUAAUUCAUUUGAAUUACCGAAAGUGUGUAUAAACAUUUAUGGUUUCGUAAAAUAUGACAAUGGCUGCGUAUCGCUACCGAAAGCUAGCAGGCUAAAGCUAAGUGCUAGCCAUUAGCUUAGUUUUUGGUGUGUUUCAGCGAGGUCAUAACGUAAAGGCAGGAUUUUAAAACAUGGCAGCGGUUAAAGGGAGCGAUUCGGGUGCCUCGUUUGAGGCUGUGUUGGAUAGAAAGUUACUCAAUGUGACAAAUACAAUGGAUUCCAUUCAAGGACUGUCAACGUGGUGUAUCGACUACAAGAAGUACCACAGCAUGAUAGUGAGACAGUGGAUCAAGUGUUUGAAGAAAUCUGACACGUCGCACAAGCUCAACCUUUUUUACCUCGCCAAUGAUGUCAUUCAGAACUGUAAACGGAAAAACGCGCUGGUCUACCGUACGGCAUUCGCUGACGUGCUCCCCGAGGCUUUCUUGCUGUUAAAACAUGAAGGUGAUGCCAAGGUGGUGAAAUCCGUGGAGAGGAUUCUAUCCAUUUGGCAGGAGAGAAGUGUGUACUCGGAUGCACUGAUCACCGAGCUCAGGAAUAGCUUAGUCAAAGAAGAAUCCCCACCGGUGACACCAGUGGAGCAAAAAAAUCCAGUAGAGUCCAAGGCAGAGCUUCGGUCCAAGAUUGUUGCCGAAUUUGUGCCCCAGGCGCUGAUGGAGCAACUUUCCCAGUACAAGAGGUCCCUGGAGGAGGUGGACCUGAGAGAAAAACAAGUGGCAGCGAUGAGGGUUGAUAUCUGCAGUUCUGACGCGCUCAAGAAACUAAAAGAUAAGGCAGGAGGAAAGAAAUUCUCCCGGGACUUUGAAGAAGGCAGCACACAGCUACAAGAGUUUGUUAAAUUUUUUGACAGACAAAACAAAACAGGGGCUCCUCUCAUGGAAGCCUUGAGCAACGCAGAUAUCUUCUAUGAGAUGCAGUACAAAGAAGUCAAGAUUGUCGCCAAUGCAUACCAGACAUUUGCCAACCGGGUGUCCCACUUGAAGCGCAAGCUGGACAACCUAAAGGCCACCUUACCGGACUUGGACGAGUCGCCUAUUCCGUCACCGUCUGCUGACGCCCCGUCUCCGACGGGCUCGGAAUCGCCUUUCCACGACCUCGAGCUGACCAACCCCGAUCCAGACGUUGAUGGUUGCGUAAUGGAUGAAGAAGCGGAGCCCCCAGCCCCGAGUCCUCUGUCGUCGAUCGGAGAAUCCCCCAAACGGGGGUUGAAUCUUGGGGAAAAUGAUAACCGUGAAGUGGAGGACAUGGAGCUCUCAGAUGAAGAAAUAGUCAGCGGAGGCAUUAUUGUGGAAGAUCACAUGAAGGGCUCCAGAACCUCGGAUCCGAACCAUCCACCCAAUGUGGUCGCUAAAACCACGGAGCCAUCGGUAGCAGCAGCGGCACAGCCUGCCUCUCGUGGUGCUACAUCUGUACCGUCCCCUACAGACAGCGUGGAAAAUGUUGACCUGGGUAAAAUUGGUUCCAUCCUCAACAGUUUAAGUUCGGCUAUGAAAACCACAGGACCAUCAGUGGAGAGCCCCACUGCUGCUGGCUCUUAUUCAUCAGUAGCGACCUUACCCGCUCCAUCCCAGGAUGCUAGUUCUCUGGUUGACAUCCUGGCAAAGGUGGAUGUGAGUCCUGCUGAUAUCCUUAGUGCUCUGUCCAAGGUCCAGGCCCAAGGGGGCCUUGAGGGCAUCACUUCUCUUCUGAGCAGCCCUGCUACGAAUGUCCCCACUGAGUCCUCCAAGACAGGCAAGGCUCCUCCCUCUUCCUUGUUCACGUCCGCUCCAGCAGCUCCCACUCAGAGCUCCACGGCCUCCUCUGCUCCACUCGUGCCUUCAUCAUCAUCAUCAUCAUCAUCUAUCACCACUGUACAGCAGAGGACAGGCCCACCACCAGAGCUUCCUGAGAACAAACCAACCCCUGCCCCGGUGCAGGUUGCCCACCGAGACGUUGGUUUGACCGCAGAAACCGACGCCACAAAACCAGACAGUUUAGAAUCCAAAAUUCACAACUUCCUGCACGGCAACCCUGCUUUUAACAACUUUGACCUCAGCUUCAACAUGAAUCCACCCCUCAGGGCGGAUACCCUGAGUCCGGGAACGGGAACGGACACACAGGAUGGGACGCCGGUGCGCGACGAGGGAGGAGGCACCCCGACUCAAGACGAGGCCAUGGACGUUCCGGCGGGGCCUGAAAGUGGGGCUCCAACUCCCUUAGCCGUCCAGAAGAACCUCGCACAGAACCCCGAGACCACUAAACUGCUGAUGCAGACCGGUGUUGCCCAAAAUGGGCGGUUGUACCAAUCGUACCCAUAUGGGGACCGUGGUACGACAGAACCUGUCGCACAGUACCAGCCCGGAGGUCCCGGAGUCGGCGCACAGACUGUCGAGGGCUUCGAAGGCACGGGCGAUCGGGGUUGGUAUGGCAAGACGUACCCGGGAACGGGGUUCCAGCCGCCCACGGGUUACAAUGUGACAAUGCCUGCUAAAAACCAACCGUCAGGAGACUUUGAGUCUCAGGACCCUCAAGGUUUUACCGCUCAGCAAGGUGUUUUCUUCGGAAACCUUCCCCCCGUCCCCAAAUUACCACCCCCUCCAGUUGUCUUUGACGCACCCCCCGCCGGAACCGGCCAUCCAACCGCUCUCUCGGAGAAGCACCCGGAACCCCAAACAGACUUUGGGGUACCUGGGAUGGUGCUUCAGGACCAUUUACCCGAGUCAUACGAGGACCAGCACCCCCCCUUAGACAACAUGCGCUACCCCGAAGACCACGAGCAUUACCGCGAGGAUGCCCCCCCCCACCACCCGGGCCCUCACUUUCCGAACAGCCCUUACAGCCACCCGGAUGCUCCUUUCUAUCCACAGGGCGGUCCUCGACACCCCCCUCCUAGAAUCAGGGGGCACCUGACGCCCCCGAACUCCGCCUCACAGGAUCUUUUUUACAACCAGGAUUACCAGAGACAGAGCCCCCCUCGCCCUCACAAUGCACUCAGACGCCCGCCGCCCCAUUUUGAGAGGCGCCCUCCAGGUUUGCGACCCCCACAUCGCCCUUCCUUCGCACCCCCGCACCCGUUCCCUCGGGGGCCCCCUCGUGUGCCUUUACCUCAUUUUCACGGUCCGGAACCGAGAUUAAGAGGUAAGCGCUUAGGUCCCAGAGGAGGUUUGAAUCCGGGUCCCAUGUUUGCUCCGAAAAGACCCUUCCCGCCCCCACGGUACUGAGGGCAAAACUUAGGGGCAAACCUCUAUCAAGGACCCUCUUUCACUGUCACGGGUGGGGCCGCAUUUGAAGAACAACACGUCCGAAUCCCAAAAAUAGCCAAGAGUACAGAAAUUCCGGAAGACGGCAACAACCGGGAAAGAAUCCAGAGGUUCCCAGAAUGCCGGAAGGAAAAAAAUGGCGGAAGAUGAAAGAAAACAAGAAGGUGCAUAUAAACAUAUUUCUUUCAUUUUUUUGGGUUAUUUUGUCCCGUUUGAAUACAUAAUCAAUAAGUUUGAUACUGAUUGAUACUGAUACCAGAGUGUUUGCAUGGUAUGGAUGUGGGUGGUCGAGUGUCAUGAGCUAGCCACAGCUAGCUAGCUAGCUAGCUAGCCUGGAAAGGAUGUACUUGAUGCUAAUUUUUUUUCUUCCCCCCCCCUGAAUGAUCUUCCUUCUGCAAUACAAUACAAUACAAUACAUAACGUUAGCAUGAUGGGAAAUCAUAUUUGACUAUGAUGUUAAUAUUUGAAGUGAUGGGUCUCGCCUUGGUCAUAGUUUGCCCCUUUUUCGACUUAAACUGAGACGAGGAGUGAAAGAGUUCUUUUAGCCUCUGACCCGACACGUGAAUAUUUUUUUGGAAAUGGGGGGGCUUCAGUUUCAUUUAUUUGUACUGACUUAUAAUAAAAGUUUGAUUUUGAAAAAAAAAAAAAAAACAAAACAAAAAAAAAUGUUGUUUCUGCAUCACAUUCA